Paralichthys olivaceus (Japanese flounder) is the source of this 4627-nucleotide messenger RNA. Lineage: Eukaryota; Metazoa; Chordata; Actinopteri; Pleuronectiformes; Paralichthyidae. The record is from RefSeq and is a predicted model, not a curated record.
UCUCUCCUGCAGAUGUCUAGCUAUAAGCGAGCUACAUUUGACGAGGAUGACGUGUCGGACGCUCCAGCUGAUGCAGCCUCGUCUCCUGACAGAGUGGAGGUGGGUUUCAGGAAGACAGGUGUGGACGUCCUCAGCAGGAGGACACAGUUGGAGCUUCUUCUCUCUCUACUCUUAUUGGCUGCUCUUCUCGCUCUGAUCGUGUGUUUGCUGCUGCUCGGCCUCGGACUCAGCUCAGACAGUGGGCGUGGCCUCUGCCUGUCGGAGGUGUGCGUCACAGUAGCCAGUCAGAUGGUGGAGGCGAUGGACCGUGGCGUCGACCCCUGUCAAGACUUCUACCAGUUCUCCUGCGGAGGUUGGAUGAGGAAGAACCCGCUGCCGGACGGACGGUCGCGCUGGUCGACCUUCAACAGCAUCUCAGAGCAGAACAAGGCGCUGCUCAAACACCUGCUGGAGAACGGGACGUUUAACGGCAGCAGCGAGGCGGAGAGGAAGACUCAGUCUUACUACUUGUCGUGUCUCAACACCCAGAGGAUCGAGGAGCUGGGAGCUCAGCCUCUCAUAGACCUAAUCGCCAAGAUCGGCGGCUGGAACAUGACGGGUCCCUGGGAGAAGGAGAACUUCAUGGAGGUUCUUAAGGUGGUUUCUGGUCCAUACAGAGCUCUGCCUUUUUUCAGCGUUGGAGUCGGCGCCGAUCCCAAAAACUCCAACAGCAACGUCAUACAAGUCGACCAAUCAGGACUCUUCCUGCCAUCCAGGGACUAUUACCUCAACAAGACGGCCAAUGAGAAGGUGCUGGUGGCGUACCUGGAGUACAUGGUGGAGCUGGGGAUACUGCUGGGUGGCGAGAGGAGCUCCACCCACAUUCAGAUGCAGCAGAUUCUGGAGUUUGAGACAGCGCUCGCCAACAUCACCGUCCCUCAGGACCAGAAACGAGACGAUGAGAAGAUGUACCACAAGGUGACCAUCGCAGAACUACAGCUCCUGGCGCCGGCAGUGGAUUGGUUGGACUUUCUCUCCUCCGCUCUGUCUCCUCUGGAGCUGAACGACACUGAACCUGUCGUCCUGAACACCAGAGAGUUCAUCCAGCAGGUGUCCGAGCUCAUCAACAAGACCGACCGCAGCGUGUUGAAUAAUUACAUGAUGUGGAACCUGGUUCAGAAGAGUGUGGCCAGUCUGGAUCAGCGCUUCGAGGACGCUCAGGACAAACUGCUGGAGAGUCUCUAUGGAACCAAGAAGUCCUGCACCCCUCGCUGGCAGACCUGUAUUGGAUACACUGACGACAAUCUGGGAUUCGCAUUGGGAGCCCUCUUUGUUAAGGCGACGUUCGACAAACACAGCAAAGAGAUCGCUGAGGAGAUGAUCAACGAGAUCCGAUCAGCGUUCAAAGACGCUCUGGACCGACUGAGCUGGAUGGACGGUCAGACCAGACAGGCUGCAAAAGAAAAGGCAGAUGCGAUUUACGAUAUGAUUGGAUUCCCAGAAUUCAUCCUGGACCCCAAAGAGCUGGACGACGUUUAUGACGGAUACGAUGUGUCAGACGACAGCUUCUUCCAGAACAUGUUGAACUUCAACAACUUCUCAGCGCGUGUGAUGGCCGACCAGCUGAGGAAGACUCCCAACAAAGACCAGUGGAGUAUGACUCCCCCCACAGUUAACGCCUACUACAUGUCCACUAAGAACGGCAUCGUCUUCCCUGCCGGGAUCCUGCAGGCUCCUUUCUACGCCCACGACCACCCCAAGGCGCUGAACUUUGGUGGAAUCGGGGUGGUGAUGGGUCACGAGCUCACUCACGCAUUCGAUGAUCAGGGUCGCGAGUACAAUAAAGAAGGAAACUUGAGGCCGUGGUGGCAGAACUCGUCAGUGGAGGCGUUUCGUCAAAGAACAGAGUGCAUGGUGGAUCAGUACAGUCGCUACACCGUCAACGGAGAACACGUCAAUGGAAAACAGACGCUGGGAGAAAACAUCGCUGACAACGGAGGCCUGAAGGCUGCGUACCAUGCCUAUCGGUCGUGGGUCCAGAGAAACGGAGAAGAAAAGAGACUUCCUGCCGUCAACCUGACCAAUGACCAGCUCUUCUUUGUGGGGUUUGCGCAGGUGUGGUGCUCAGUUCGGACACCAGAGAGCGCUCACGAGGGCCUGGUGACCGACACCCACAGCCCCCCCAGAUACAGAGUCAUCGGGACGCUCGCCAACUCCCCGGACUUCAGCCACCACUUCAGCUGUCCCACCGGGACGCCCAUGAACCCCGGGACGCGCUGUGAGGUCUGGUAGACUGAAGGGGGGGGUAUUGAUCAGCAGGUGAUCAGGUGAUCAGUAGGAGGUGUUAACUUCAGUUUCAUACAAUAUUAGAAAACUGUUUAUUAGAUCGGGCUGACUUCCUGUCUGGAAGACAAAAGACUUCACAUUAAGAGACACGGAGGACUGAUGAAGAUGAUGAAGCUGAAGGUGGACGAUGUUUCUGCUUCAUCACCAUUAUUAUUAUUAUUGUUAUUGUUAUUAAUGGGCUUUGGUUUGUGUGUGAGUGAGAGUGUUGUCGUGUGAAAGGUCUUUGUGAUUCUCUCUGUCCCUCUCCGAUGACAUCACUGUUACAUCACGACUCAGCGAUCCCCGACCUCGUGUCUCACAAACUUGAUUUUAAACUUUAAGGUGUAAAAAUGAAAAACCUCAGGUGAAUGGACAGUAACAGAAACAUGAUUCAGACGGAGACAGAUGUGAGACAGGUGUGAGACAGAUGAGAGACAGAUGAGAGACAGGUGUGAGACAGGUGUGAGACAGAUGAGAGACAGAUGAGAGACAGGUGUGAGACAGAUGAGAGACAGGUGUGAGACAGGUGUGAGACAGGUGUGAGACAGGUGUGAGACAGAGACGUAAAACAGCCAAAGUGAAACCGGAGUAAAUAACAGACGCCAGCCUCUCGGCUGGACGCCAUGUGCCUUGUGGUUCAGAGUCAUGUGACAGGUUCUCAGUUAUAAUAUAAAAUUUAAUUCUUAAAAUAUCAAACUAUUUUUAUAACUUCUGAAGAAAAUGUUGAAAUUGAUCAGUCUCAUCUUUUCAAUUGUUUUUCCUUUACUUUGUUAGCCACCUGCUAGCUUGCGUACUAGUUGGCGUCUCUAGACAGUCAUGUUAAUUAGUGUCCGUGUUUACGUUGCCAACAAUAGAACAGUGUUCUAACAACAGAACCACCUGAAUGUGACACAACUUUACAUCGUGAACACGAGUCGAAGGUCGUUAACACGUCACAGGUCGAGCAGCGGAGGUUACAACCAGGAAACACGUAAACAUGUGCAUUAGCAUGUUGAGCUAAAGACGCUAACGCGUUGUGUGGAUGUUACGAAGACGUGUCUCAGUCUGAACGUGUCUGUUACUCACACAAUCAUCUGACGACAUCAAAAACUACUAAACACUAUAAAUCACUUCCUUCGUUUACCGAACAUCUGAAAAUCCGUCUUUUCUUAAGAAAUCGUUUCAGCUCCAAAUUUGAGAUUUUCAUUGAGUUUCAUCUUUUUUGAAUACACAUAGUGUUUCCUCUAUAUAUUAAAGGGUUGAAAUAUAAAAAUAAUAUUUUACGGUACACUUUAUACAGGUACUGCUAAAUUUAUACCUGGAUCUUAAAAUGAAUGAAUGUUUUGUGGGCGACUGAAGGUUUGAGGGUCGAACAUUUGUCAUGUUGAUUUCUGCCUUGAGUUCCACUGAGAUCGUUAACAGGUCGAAGUAUUUCAGUCUUCAGUCUAAGUGAUGUAUGAAUGUCUUGUAUACUAGUGUUGUCAUGGUAACCAGCUAUUACUGUGUUCGUGCCAACAACAGCGAGGAACAGGAAAUGGCCUUAAAAUGUUACAACAGGACGUGAAUUUGGAAAGUUGCCUUAAAAAUGUAAGAAAACGCCUUAAAAAAAAAAACCAAGGAGAAAUCAGCUGUGACCUGAACCAUGAAAGUCAAAUCAAGUCAGGGUUAUUUUUUACAGUGUAACCUCAGAGUUUUGACCACGUGAUGUCAGAGGGAGCGUUCAGGCGUGAGGCGUUCAGGUCGACCUGAGUCACAACUUCUUCACAACAACAGUGAAACGUAAUUUGACACGUGUGAGGCUGGGAGUCAAAGAUAUUUGUUUUAUUUCAUUAUCUGAAGUUUUGUUUUUUAAAACAGACAAAUCAUGUGACCCCGUCUGUCACGUGAUCUGAACCUCGACAGGAAACAGCAGAACCUGUAAAAAACAAAGUUUAAAGUAGACUUCAUUACCCACAAUCCUUCAGUGUUGUUGUUCAGUGCAGGUACCUGACUGUGACAGCAGGUGGAGCUCUCAGCCAGUUCAUCUGAAUUUCUCCCACUGACACAAACUGAUUAUUCAGAUGAGGUGUGUGUGUGUGUGUGUGUGUGUGUGUGUGUGUGUUUUGUUCAGUAGAAGAAGCUGCUGCUUCCUGCCAAAGAUGUGUGUGUUUUGCGUUGUGAGGUCAGAGGUCACAUGUUGAACGACGCAGACCUCUGAUUGGUCUAAUUACUCAUGAGUAUCUGCCAACUAGUGUCUGUCGGUGGAAUUGCAGAAUAACACAGACGCAGAGCAGCAUCGACUCCAGAUCUCAGACUGAGGUCAAAGGUCAAGGGCCUGACACAGUGUCGUGUGUGUGUGUGUGUG